GAUGGCUGUUGAAUAGAUAUUUUAGUUCGGUACUGCGCUUCUCGUGGCCGCUCGCCUUCGUUAGAGAAUUCAGCGAAGCGCUAGGCGGAGGUGCCGGUGCCCCAUUUUUAGAGUGGGGGGGGGGCGCUUAUCGUGAAUCCUGUUGCUUUUAGUUCGCGAGCGUCGAUUGUAAAUAGGGGGCGCUCGAUGUCGAAAGGAAAUGGAUGAUGCCCUCAGCACGGACGAUUCUACAGAAUUUUUUUGAGAAGCGGUGCCUAAAAUUAUCUUUAAUGGGUGGAAGGUCGCGUCGUUGAAGAAUACGUCGACCGGUUUGGAGUCGUUCCGUUUGGGAUGGAUGCGUUGAUCUCUUCCUGCACGGUUUCUUGCUUUAAAAUACGACGUUUUUUUGGAAUCUGUUUUUCCUCUGAACUAACGACUAACUUGAAGCUAAUUCAGUUUUUUCAUGAGCGCAAUUUUGCCACCAUCCAAAUGACAUGGCGACCAAGGUCAAGAAACAGAUUUCAGCUACGAAAGAGAUAGUUACUCCUCAGAGCAACAAAAAUGAGGCUGCCAGCAGCAGUGCAACUCAAAAAGCUGGCGCUAAGCUUCAGAGCGAGAGCGGCGAAAUUAAGAAGAGAGGCCGGGGGCCGAUGAAGAACUCCGUGAAAUCGAUCACAGCAGUGAAGAAAACCGUUCAGAUGAAGGCGAAGAAUGUGAGGAAGGAUCUGAAAAUCAAUCCGAAAAACAUUGAAAGAGUUUUAAUGGAAAAUGGAAAAGAUCUGGAAGGGAAAAAAAUCCUGCUGAAAAACGACCUCAAAGAAGGAGUGAAACGCGGUCGAAAGCCCAGAGUGCCGAAGAUCAAAGUGGAACCCGGAGAGGAUCCGCCUCCCGUUCUAGAGCCGAUUUUUCCGCAGGACAACAACAUGGAAGUGAAAAAGACCCCGAAAAAACGGGGAAGAAAACCUUAUAAACUACCCACAUUGAUUGAUGUGAUGGCGAUCAAGUCGGAGCCGUUGGAGGACACUGUAGGCACUAGUGAGUUUUCUGGGGAUCCUGCUCUCUUAGAAGUCAUUACUCCUAAAGUCAGGAAACCUAGACAAAGAAAACCGAAAGUAGAACCCGGUUCUAUAGACGAAGUGAUGAACGAUCUCACCUUCCUGAUAGAUACCGCGCAAAUCAAAACGGACCCCAAUCAAUCUGCUUUGGAAUUGAGCAAACUCGUCACUCCGAAAGGGAAAAGAAUGACCAAAAAGCAACGCUUGGAAGCGAUGAAAGAGGACUUGAUUAAGAAGGAAAAUAUCGAAAACUCAGUGAGAAAAUUGAACCCAGCUGAAGUGAAAUUAAUCGAAAGUUUAGAUCUGAAUGUGGCUAAAUAUAAGACUGAUUUUCCUAGAGAAAAGCGACGGCAUAGUGUCGAAAAGUUUCCGGUCACUCCGGUGGAUUCGGGUGCUGAUGGACCAAUGAUACCUCAGUUAUCUCUCUUCAGUCAAAUGCCCAGAAGUUUAAGUCCGCGAACAUCAAGAAGAGUGUUAAAGAUGGGCUUAAAGAAACCGAGUCCGUACUCAACCAGAUCGGACUCGUCAACCCGAUUGCUUCGUAAUGGCAAGCACAGACAGCUGAAGACAUUUACGUUGCUCGAAGGACUGGAAAAUCCAACGAGACGGCGCCGACUUCAAUCUGAUUUUAGUGGUUGUGAGGUUCCAUCCAAAAUGUCUGGAUAUGAAUCAGACAGCAGUUACUCCGACUUAGCUUCACUGCAUGGAAGCGAAAAAGAUGGGGACGUCCUAAAAUUGGCCAAUAAGGAUGUUGAUGGCCUUUCAAUGGAUGAGUCUUCAAGCUUCGAUGUUAAGUCUUCAGUAGCUUCAGAUCCGAUCAAAGCUGCUGCAGGUUCUGAAGUAGAAAGACCGUUAUUUGACACCAAUUCCAACGUUUGUGAUAAUGACUCAGUUGAAAUCGGCGAACACACUAAGUUAGAGUAUAUCGACUCUAAUGCGCCCUUAGAAGAAACAUCAAGCACCAAAGUUCCAGAUAAAGGAAUUUUAUUGGAUAUAAUGAAGCAUGCCUUUAGUGAUAUCGAACUUGAAUCUGGUUUAGCUAAGGACGAGGAUUCGAAAUUGCAUAUAAGAGCAAGCUCAUCGGCACCGAAUGUUGAGAUGAAGCUUUGCGCUAUUUCGACAAAUGAUUUAUCGCCAACUGCAACAGCCACGAAUUUGCCACAAAGCGGUCCCUCAGAAGGACUAUCUGAAGAAGAAGCACUGAUUAGAUUGUUAAAUGAAACGGCUCCAGAACUAAGCGAUACCGGAGUUAAACACAACAAUACAGGGAACAAAGCAACUAAAGACGACACGAUUGAAGAUGUUUUUAGUGCAAAUAUUGUAAAUGAUUCUACAAGUUUACUUAGUUUUCCCAAACAUUCUACACCAAAAAUAGUUUUAUCUGAACAAGCGCCGAUUUUGGUUAGAGAAAUAUCACCUCAAAAUGUGGAUAAAGAGGGUGUGAUUCCUGUAAUCGAUAACAUGGCUGUGGCCGAUCUAGAACCGCAACAAAAUGCAAAACACCUCGAACCUCCACUGCUCGAGUCGAGCGUGCCAUUGCUCGAACCGCCAGUAGUUAAAUCUGCUUCUAAAAUCGACGCAAAAACGCCCCUGAUUGACGAUAAAAAAAUCGGAAUUGCCGUGACUGAAAAGGAUAAUGUGGUCUUAUUCUCUAUUGAACAUUUAACUGAUGACUCCGGUGAUCUGGAUGUUAGUAUGGAAGACAUUAGUCAAAACAUUGAGGAAGGACACUCGGCAAUGCCGCAAAAUACAAGUGGGGCCGAAGCAGCAAUUAAAGAAACUGAGUAUGUAGAGCAUGCAGAAAGUGAGGAAGUAGACCAACCCGGGGCCAAAAAUGAGGAAUCUCAAGUUGAUGAAACUAAAACGAUUGAAAAAUCAGUGGAAAUCGAAAAUGAGUCUAUAGACAUUGAAAUUUCUGAACCAUCACAAGUUGCUGAACAAGCAACCGGUGUUGAAGCCAGUGAAGUUCCUGUAAAUGAAGGUCAAUUGGAAGUAAAGCAAUCUGAGAAGAGUGUAGAGACUGAUGUACACAUGACUGAAAACGAAUGUGAUAAACCUAGUGAGACUAUUGAAAAGAGUGAUGAAACUGUAGAUAAUAGCAAAGCGGUAGAAAAUGUUGUUCAAGAAUCACCUGAAGAGUUGGCGCAAAAGACGAGCAUAUUAAAUGCGCUUGGCCUGCAGAGUUUACAUGCUCAUGCUGUUGUGAUCGAGGCGGGCCCGGGCCCUUCUAGUGGGCGGAAAAAAGGAAAAGCUUCCACUGCAAAGAGCGACGGUUACACUGGAACUUUAAAGACUGUGAUAAAAAUUAAUAAAAGGAAAGGAAAGAGUUCGUUUAAGAUGACAGUGCAGAAGAAUAAAACCAAGAGUGAUGCUGCUCCUGAAGACGGGGACGACGCAUACAAAGUUUUGAAAGAAGCUGGUCCUAGCUGCUCGAAAUAUAACAAAGAUUCCUCCGAUACAACUGGUGCGCACCGAAAAUCACAUUAUCCUAAUCGAUCUAACAUGGACGGCAGUAGCGAACACACAUCCGAUAGCGAACAGGCGAAUUCAACACCGGACAAAAACCAACCCGAAAAGUCACUUAUUGUCCCGGAAAAAGCCAGUUCAUUUAGCAUCCAUCCAGGAAGACUGUGCAAGGACGAAUGUUCGUACUGUUUCGGAAAAUUCGGCUUAUUUGAUACGCCGUGUCAUAUCGCACAAAUGAAGAGCGUGGAAAGACAAAAUAAGAUCUUAGCCACUGAAACUCAUUUAACUUGGGACUCAUGUCUUUGCGACGCCUGUUAUCGACAUGUAGAUCGGAAAUCAAAUUCCCCCUCGUAUAUGAACAAAUCUCAAAAGAGAAAUGCUUUGGUGGCGCCGGGACCAAGACAAAACCAUUGUUAUGUAUUGGGCUGUAAUAACGUUUCUACCAACAUCCUACGAAGGAAAUGGAUUAUCAAAAUGCGAACGAGUAUUUGCCAAGUGAUAAAUCUAGAUUUGGACAAUCCUGGACUUCAUUCGAUCCCCAUUUGUGAUGAGCAUUUUACGGCGCUGGAACAUUUGAUGAUUUGUGCCAUGUGUAAGCGCCGUUUGGCUCGGAAUCAUAUCCACUAUUUAGGUCCAGAAGUUCGGGAGCUAAACCAAGCUCUAAAGGAUGACGCCAUUCCUGUUGCGCUGUCUGAUAAGCCAGUCGUGUGUAAAAUGUGCAAAUGCUUUGCUUCGAUAUUACUAAAAGAUCCAGAGGAACGUAUGGAAAAUAGUAUCAGCUUUUUCAAGGAUUACAAGAAAAGGUUGGUGCAUUUUAACAGCAAAGAGCCCCCGGAUGCCAACGUGCCUCUAGAGCCGAUUGCAAUUCCGGGCAAAACCGAAAAAUCUACAGAUAAAAAGAAGUCAGAAUCUAGAAAGAGAAAAAGAGUGAGAAAUUCUUCUAAUGAAACGAAUAGCCAAAAGGGCAGCCAUGAUGAAAAAGACGAUGAUGAUGAGAUGAACUUGAGGACCAAAAAACGAGUGCCUUCAUCCGAUACAAAUAAUUCACAAAGUGCCAACCAAUCUCGGGCGCAGUCUCCUGACGAUGGAGACGACUAUGGAGGGGUGGAUUACAACACCCUUAUUCCUGCUAUCGCUAUGGACUGCCCGAGCGACAGUGAAAGCAAGAAAGACGGAUUUAACAAUUCCGAUGGUUUAGAAUCCACCCUGUCUACUUUCGAAUCGAUGGGCAGAUCUGUGAACAUUUCCGCUUACAAGAGCGGGGAGGAUACGAGUCGGUGUAACGACUUGGCUGCUCAAAAACUAGUUCAAAAUCCGUCUAUAUCGCUCAAACCGAACUACACGGCGAUCAAUAACGAGCUCUGGCGAACUGGACCUUCCAGCAAACUUAUCUCUAAUCCUGCUUUAUCAGUUAGACAACUAUUUCCAGGCGAAGAAGAGUUGGGUUUAGUGGGCGAUAUCGAUUUCCAAAAUGUGUCCACUCGCACACCGGAAGGCUGGGAGAAAAGCGUCGCAACUAUCCAAUACGAUGCAGAUACCAAAAUCUUAUGGCAAGAACUACAAAAGCCUUAUGGCAGUAUGAGCAGUUUCCUGCGGCAUCUCGUUCUACUGGAAAAGUACUUUAGGAAUGGAGAUUUGGUUCUGUCGCCAUCAGCCAGUCAUCAUGCAGUGAAUUACAGAGAGAGUGUGCAUAAUCGAUUGCGCGCCUAUGACAAUAUUCCUAGCAAUUCUACCCAUGGUCCGCCUUCCAGUGUGCUUCAGUUCAACAAAAUGUCGAUGAAAACGAGUGGAGGAGGAAUCACGAACCAGAAUCAAACCAAUGGACUGCCGCCAGUCACUAUCAGCCAAAUUGGAAGAUUUAACGAGAAUUUUAACUCAAGAACGCCGAUAACGCUACAACAGCUGAACCAGCCGCCCUUGUAUCCAACCAAUGUUGUGCUUCAAAAUAUCGCGGCCUCCAAAAGCCGACCGCCUGGUCUGAUUUCCAUCAAUCAAAGAGCACCGGCACCGACAACAAUGAAAACACCGAUUCCCAGCCAAAAGAUCAAGUUUCCGAUUACGAAAAAUUGGAGGCCCAAUCUGAUUCCCAUUAACUCGAGUAAAAAGGGGGAGAAAAAACCAGGACUCAUACAGGUAGUGUCUGGUGGUAAGCCCUACCACAUUACCAUCGAAGACUACAAGAAAAUGUGCGCGAUUAAACGUAGCUUUGAAGCCAAGCAGAAGCGGUUGUUACAGGAGCAACAAUUCGCUAAACAGGUGCCUCAGAAGCAGCAGGCGAUGCUGGUAAAUCCGCACUCGGUGCUCAAAACAUUCACGGCAAAGAAAGAACUGGGGGUUGGCAAAAGUUCCACAGGAACAGUGAGCGAAACCAAACCGAUUAGUUUGAUUCCGAUUAGCAACACGGCACCGUCCACUGUGACUAGUGGCAAUGGCAAUAGCGAGACUAUAUUGGAAAAGCUCGACAAACAGGUGGAAAGACUGAGCAAAGAGUUCGCUCCCGCAAAGAUAUCGGGAAUAAUUUUCGAGAAAAAUCCCGCCAUCCAAAUAAUACCGAAAAUACCGAAAUCCCUCACCGUUAUCCCGCAAACAGUUUCAAAGGCUAGUUCGUCCAGAGCCGUACUCCAUGUAAUAAAAAGCAAUUCGAAUGGAUCGAGUAACGAAGAAGAUAGCAAUAGCCAACCUUGAUUGGUAUUUUUGAUUUUAAAUUUGAACCGAAAGUGCCUAAAGCGAAGUUCUGCAACAUGAACGAAUUCUAACUGUGCGACAAAGCAAGUGAUUACCGAAAGGUUAGUAAUGUUUGAAUACAUCGUACUUUGGUUAAAGGUUCAACUACCUUUCCUUUGUGACAAAUGUACACCCCUAUACUGUUUAUCUAUUUAUUUAACUACUAUAUAAGACAUCCUUUAGUGCUCGCAAAUUUUGGAAGUACGCAAAAUCCAUCCAAAUUCCCACAAUUUUUUGUUUAGAUCAUUUUAUGUGGAACAACUGCAUAGUUGGUUUCAAGAUUUACUAGUUUGACUUCAGCUUAUGACAGUCGCGUUUAACUUUAUAAAUAAUUUGUUGCCAAACGAUUCUCACGGUUUAUAACACUGAAAGCACCUAAAAUGAAUCAUAAUUUCUCAGCAGGAAAAUUCAUAAAUUCACUCGUCAUGAAUACACAAAUAUUUGUGUAUGAAUUACGUAAAGAAACAAAAUACGUGCCUAAUAUUCGAUUAUUCAUUUCAAGUUUUUAAUUAUUAGGUGUAUGAACUAUUUUUUAUCAAAUAAAAAAAUAUAUUACAUUUUUUCUACUUAAAAACCUGGCCUUUUUGAAGUCGUUAUUGCCACAAGAUCAUCAAUUUUAAACUCUUAACAUAGUAUAACGGUUGUUAUUAACCGUUAUACUUUCGUUCCAAUUUAUAGAUACAACGAUUCUUAUAGUUUAUUUCUUAUGCGUUAUUAAUUUUGGAAUUAUUCAAAAAUUAACCUACUUUCAGAAAUGUUUUAUUUUAGCACAACUUUUUGCUUUUUACUGCCCCUACAGCAACCACAUAACAUUAUUAUUAUAUGUUAUCGUUUUAUUUUCCUUCCAAUAUCAACAUUCGUAGUAUUCUGUUUCUUAUGUGACUCAUUUUACACACAUUGUUCAAUUCGAUCUUUUCGUUUGUGAAUCAACCCACUUUUAUUAUUUACUCGUAUAACUAGAACUUUAAACACAAAAUCACAUUGCAGUCAACUACAGAUUGUUUACUAACUAUUUUACAAAUUAAAUCAAGAAUAUGCCUUCAAAAUGGUGCUUUUCUCAAUAACCCCUCUUAGUUUGGCAACAAAAGGCGUGAAUAUAUGCUGCAAAAUAUUUUUAUUGUGUCCCAGCUGUGCUAAAGUACCAGACAACACCCAAUCGUUUUAGAUAAUUUAUUAGUCCAACAUAUAGAUUUUAUUGCAAACAGUUCCUGUCCAGGAACCUAUUUAGGAAAUACUCUCGAAACCCGAGUUUAUCGAGUAAAUAUGGUAUAAAAAAGCUUAUUAAGCUUGUAGAUAAAUUACCAAAUAAAUAUUUUUUUAUUAAAAGUGAUCACCCUGAUGUAAAUAAUUUGAUAUUGUAAAUAAUCUUAUAUAGUUCUCUAGCGCUCCUAGUUAGUUAUUUUCUAAUAGUCGCAUAGCAAUAAUAUUCACCUCCCUAUGUCCCUUUAUUUAGUGCCUAAAUUAAACAAUAUUUUUAACACGAAGAAUUUAUCGAAGUGUUUAAUUUUUAUUGUCUAAUAAAAUAAAAUUUCUAUAUUUAUUGUUAAUAAUACCAUUAUAGUUAUGUUAUUGAAUUGAUAAUACCAUCACGUCUACCUUGGGAAAAGUAUUUACAGCUUACCGUUAGGUGAUUUGUGGAAAAAUUGCUGAUUUAAUAUUUAUGACAUUUAUACAGGCAUUAAUUGUUCAGUUGUCUGUUAGAACUUAGCGUGUAAAUAAAUAUGAAGUUUCGUUAAACUCUAAAUUAUGAUAAACUAAAUUCACGGAGUCGAGUUACAUUGUUGAGUUUCUUAACGGAACAAAGUUGCAUUUUUUUUUCUUCUUAAAUACACGUGCCUGAUUGCAUGAUGACUCCUUGAUUUGUUUCUAGUUUAGUCGAGUGUAAAUUCAUUAUAUUCAAUAUUGCAGCUCGCGUUAAUGAAAACAUACAAUUAUAAAGAAGAGUAUAUUUUAAAUGUUUCUAAGCCAAUAUUGAAGAUAGUGAAUAUUUGUAAGAUAUAUUAAGAACAUAUAGUAUAUAUAAUUGGUUGCAUUUAUGAUAAGCGAGUUAUUCUAAUAUAUUUUAAAAUAUUUCCAAACCACCUACAACUUGUAUAUUGAAACAGGUGUGUUUUAUUGCAGACUAUCAACAUUAUAUAUAUGCGAUCGUAUCUAUGUUCUAUAUAGAUAUCGUAAUAUUGUUUAACACUUAAUUUAAUGCCGUUUUGUGGGAAGCACAUUUUAAGAAACUUUUUGCGUUUAGAAUAUCUGUCAUAUCAGAUCGAGGAGGCAUUACAGUACCUCCAAAAAGGCUUUGAAUCCCACUAAUCAAUAUUGUUGUACUAAGUAUAUAAUUUACUCAUAUUAUUUAUAUUUAUAUUAUACCGUUUUUCAUUAAGUUUUGAUUUCAGCUUAGGUUAAUUUGUAACUUUUUUUAGUAGCAUAUUUUGUACUUUCAUUUGCAUAAUGUAUAUAGUUUUUAUUCAUGGCGUGAAUCAAGUGCAAUUAUAGCUUUUGCAAUUGAUCGUAUUAUCGGGAUAUUGCGUCUGGUUUACGAAUAAAAGUCAACACAAACGGUAGAAUUGUUUACCCGGUCAAGAAUGCAAAAAUCGUAAUUGAUAUAUUAUUCAAUAAUUUUUGUAGUUGUUUGUAAUUGGGUUGAAUUCUGAAAAAAAAACAGUGUUUAUAUAAUUUAGUUUUAUUUUAGAAAUUGCUGCGCAAGAUUGGAUUUAGGAGAAAAGGGAAUAUUUUGGAUAUGCAAUUACGAUACGGGAGAAUAAAAAAGCACUAUUUCUGACUUUUACAAUCGGUAUAAGUAAUAAUCAAAAAGUUUUGUUCAAUUCGGUUUAUUGUAUAACAAUCGAUUACUCACAAUGCAUUUUUUGUAUUAUUUUCCUAAAGCAAUGGCACUCGCACAUAUUAUCAAAGUAAAAACUGUCUAAAUGCUUCCAAACAUUUGGAAUGUCCUAUCUGUAUUUGGUGCUAGUUCAUACAAAUUCUCCAAAAAAAUGUAUUUUUAAUUUCAUAGGAGAGAACCUGUCUAAUACCUUACUUAAAGUCUAUUAAUAAAAAAUAAAAAAUGUCAAUGUUUAA
Messenger RNA from Dendroctonus ponderosae (mountain pine beetle), 9296 nucleotides. RefSeq lists its product as uncharacterized. Lineage: Eukaryota; Metazoa; Arthropoda; Insecta; Coleoptera; Curculionidae. Bases 474 to 6185 code for a protein of 1903 amino acids. The transcript is spliced from 22 exons. The record is from RefSeq and is a predicted model, not a curated record.